GAAUAGUGAAUUUACCAGCCAACUUCACUUUAUCUAAUUCUUAUUAUAAAUACCUUCUUCUUCGGGUUUCUCCUCCCCCCACUUAAUAGUACGGUUAUCUAAGCCUUCCUUCGUAAACGCUAAGAAAACUGACAACAUAUUAUUAUUAUUAUUAUUAUCAUUAUCAUUAGCAGCCCCUAGUAUGCGUUAGGCUUAUUGACCUUUCUUUAGCAGCUCUCUGCCUAAUCUUCACAGUACGAACCCCCUCCCCUCCCCAACCCUUUUUCUUUUUUUAACCUUUUCCUCCAAAGCAAACACUACAAAGAUUCUCGACUUUUCUAAUAAGCCACUUCCAACUUUUCUACCUCAAAACCAUCCCCCGGCAAUGAACACGCCAUCGCCGGAGACGACGACGACGACAGCGAUGAACUCUCUCCCCACGCCAGCUACCCAUUCAAGCUUGCUGGAAACCCAAAGAGCACUCCUUGCUAAAUGGCAACAAGCCCAUAACUUUUUAGAUGGUAAUGGGUUUGGCAUGUACCCCCUACUACCAAUUCAAUCUCAAUCCCAAUCCCAACGGUUUCAGACUUCCAGCUAUACUAACUACGUUGUUGAGCCACAACCCGUCAAGGAUGAUCCGGGAAUGGAAAGCGGGUGGCCCGAUUAUGGUUUUCUUGGGGGAGUUGAUGUCAAUUAUGGUGGCUCCCUGGCAGAAGUAGCAGCCAUGGUUGGUAAUCCGAGUUCUACUGUAGAGAGAGAAACCUUCAAGAAGAGGAAGCCUGGCAAGAACCAGACCCACCUAAAGGUAGACGAGGAAGAAGAAGAAGAAAGCAAGGACAAGAAGAUGAAGACAUGUUCUGAAGACAGAGGUUCUAGGAUCACUAGGCAAGAUAGUGACAUAGAAAACAAAAACAAUAUGAGCAAGAAGAAGAAGAAUAAGAAGAGUGAGAAAGAAUCAUCUGCUGACACUUCAAAGACCGAUUACAUUCAUGUCCGGGCACGUCGUGGUCAGGCCACUGACAGCCAUAGUCUAGCUGAAAGAGUAAGGAGAGAGAAAAUAAGUGAGAGAAUGAGAUAUCUGCAGGACUUAGUACCUGGUUGCAACAAGAUCACAGGAAAGGCGGGAAUGCUCGACGAGAUUAUCAACUAUGUGCAAUCUCUUCAAAGACAAAUUGAGUUCCUGUCAAUGAAAUUAGCUGCUGUAAAUCCAACACUUGAUGCCAACUUUGAUAACUUCUUGUCAAAGGAGGUUUUCCAAAUGAGCAAUUCUAACUUUCCAACAAUUGGCAUGAUACCGGAAAUAGCUAAUAAUCCUCCUCCAGGCUACGUUCAAUUUAAUCCAUCCGAAAGAAUUCUGGAUUCCAACCUUUUCAAUGCUAUCCAGCCUGGGUCAGAUUGGGAUACAACAUAUUUACAUAAUAAUCUUCAUGGGGUGGAGUUUCAUCAAGGAAACUCGUCAUCAUCGUUUCAAUGCCAGCAAUUCAAAGGUCCAAGUGAAAUCAGCAACCUGAAGAUGGAAAUGUGAUCAUCAAAGUGAUUAUAACAAUUAUUGGGUCAAUUGAUUUUAAUGUCAUGUGUCCUGAUUCUUUUUAUCAUUCUGCGAGUAUAUAUGCAAUGUAUAGAUGUAUGUACAAUGCCAACUUAGAAAGAAGUACUAGAAUGAGGUGAUAGCAGCUAAUUCUCAUAUUUUGUGUAUUCAAUUGAGACAGUUAUAUAGUAAGUCAAAUGAAAGAUGCAUUGUAUUAGGGUUGAGAACCAAUGAAAAUAAAAGGUCAAAUUUCAAGC
Messenger RNA from Impatiens glandulifera, 1764 nucleotides. Its product is annotated as transcription factor bHLH63-like. The record is from RefSeq and is a predicted model, not a curated record. Gene Ontology annotation, cellular component: nucleus. The transcript is spliced from 7 exons. Bases 365 to 1504 code for a protein of 379 amino acids. Gene Ontology annotation, molecular function: DNA-binding transcription factor activity; protein dimerization activity. NCBI's taxonomy places the organism in Eukaryota, Viridiplantae, Streptophyta, Magnoliopsida, Ericales, Balsaminaceae. Gene Ontology annotation, biological process: regulation of DNA-templated transcription.